AUUCAGUCGCAUUUUUAUUCAGUCAGUGUAAAGUAGAGAAAGGUGAGGGUGUCUUGCUAACACUUCGUGUUAAAUAAUUUCAAAGCAACUUAACUUUGCUUCAAAGUUCUACUUGGACGUUCCAAAUAAGUUUAAUAACCCUGUUGAAAAAUACAGUAGCUAAAAAGAACGGAAUUUUAAAAUAAAGUGAAAAUGUUUACGUAUAUUGCUGUUUUAGUUUUGUGUAUUUCAGCAGUAAACAGUGAUGGUGCUUUAAAAUUUUAUCAGGAAAAGAAUUACCAUGAAGCUCAAGAAUUAACAGAUGCGGAUGUGAAGGCUUUAGCAAAUUUGUCUGACAUGACACAUUUCAAAGCUGUGCUCGACGAGAUCCUCAUCCCAAGGGUUGUCGGCACUCCGAAUCACAAGAAAGUUGGCAACUUUAUCAUCAAACAGAUGCGGGACUUAGGAUGGGAUGUCACUGAGAAUGUCUUCCCUGAUAAGACACCUGUAUUUGGGACACUGAACUUUAAAAACAUUAUUGCAAAGUUGAACCCGAAUGCAGACAGAUAUUUAGUACUAGCUUGCCAUUACGACAGCAAAUAUACGAGAGAACAUGUGUUUGUAGGCGCCACUGAUUCCGCUGUUCCAUGCGCCAUGAUGAUCAACCUUGCGAAGGUCAUGUCCAAACAGCUCGAUAAGCUGAAAAGGGAGCGGCUCAGCCUUAUGUUCUUAUUCUUCGACGGAGAGGAAGCCUUCCUGCAGUGGGGGCCUAAGGACUCAAUCUACGGCGCGCGCCAUCUUGCGGAUAAGUGGGAGACUACGCCGUACAAAGAUGGUGGCAAUAAUCUGCACAGGAUGGAUAUGUUGGUACUCCUAGACCUCCUGGGUGCACCGGACCCAGUGUUCUACAGCUACUUCAAAUCGACUGAGAAGUGGUACGUGAGGCUGGCAGCCGCUGAGCAGAGACUGGCCGAAUUGGGCCUUAUGCAGGGCUAUUCUAAGGGCAAAGCGGAACAGACCUACUUCAGAUUGAGAAGCUCCGGUGCGUUUAUAGAAGACGAUCACAUACCGUUCUGGAAGAGAAACGUGGACAUACUACAUCUGAUCCCGACACCGUUCCCGACUGUCUGGCACACGGAACACGACAACCGAUCCGCGUUGGAUUUCAACACGAUCGAGAAUUUGAACAAGAUCAUGCGAAUAUUCGUCGCGGAGUAUCUGAACGCGAAGCCCUAGCGCCGGUGGAGGCUCGAAGCGAUACUGGUAGUUCGGUGAAGCUAUGAAAAAAAGAUAUGAAAAAAUAAGUCAAAACAAAAAAAAAAUUGUAAAAGAAUAUGAUUCUCUCAAUGACCUUACAAAAUACUCUAUCUCAAUGUCAUUUAUUUUAAAUCUUAUGAAUAAGAAGACAAAGACAGUCUUUUUCUGUGCACCAAUUAGAAAAACAUGGAGUUCUAAUAAUGAGGUAAAUUACCUAAACAAUGAUUAAUGUCAACGUGCAAUUGAAAUGUGAGUUAUUUAUUUAUUGAUACCUAUAUGUAUGUAUGAACUGUUGCUAGCAUACAUAUAUAUUCCAUUAGUUAAGCUACGUACAUAUCUAAAUGAAAAUCUUGUGGAAAACCUCUUUUUUAAUCUUUCUGUUGAAAAAUAAAUUUUGAAACAAGUAAUGAAUGGUAAAUACCUAAUGUAAAAUAAUUAAUAAGGCCCUUUGUUAUUUAUGAUCUUUCUUACCUAUUUUUUUUUAACAAAAGGCGUGUUCGAGAUUGUUUUCCUUCAAUAUCUUAACUAAUGGAUUAUGUCUACGUAAAAAGUUUCAAGAAGCUGGGCCUAUCACUACAAACACUUCGGUGCUUUCGUUAGAAAUUGCAUAAUUUUUACAAUAACUAGUUUUAAGUUAUUUUGUGCUGUGUAUUAUUUACAACGAUCAAUGUAAAUAAACUAUAGCUAUGUAGUUAUUUCUGGCCUAAUAUAAUCUUAUUAAAAUUCAAUCUUCUGUCUUGUUAAAACGUUUGAGGUAUUAUGAAAGAAAACAGAAUAAUAGACAAUUAUGUAUAUAUAAAUAUAUAUAUAAGAUUGGGUUUUUAAAGUACUUUGAAGUUGAUAAUUAAUGAUCACUUAUUUAAAACAUGAUUUGUUCCUUAUACGGUUGUGUGAAUGGAAUAUUCCACAUAGAUUGUAUUUUCUGAUAUUAUAUUAUGUAUGUUAUGUAAUAUAUUAGGUAUUGUAAAUAAUAUACAAACUUUGUUAUAAGAUUUUAAUUAAAAAAACCACAUAAUAAGAGUACUUACUUUAUACAACUUAAACAAAAUAUAAUUUUGUGAAUUAAAAAAUAAGUUUUUAAAUGUUUGAUGCUUUAUUUUUUUUAAUGAAAAUCAUAUUUUACAAGUAUUUAUCAUGAAGGGUUAGAUCUGUGAUAUCACAUCCGUGAGAGGCCAGGGGGGGUCAAUUGUUUCCUUGUUUUUUUUAACAUUUAGUGUUUAAAUUUAUAUAAAGAAUAUUGGCACAUUCAUUUUUGAUGAUUUGACCCCCAAUACCUGUGGUCACAUAGUUUCUAUAUAAAUAAAAUUACUAUUUAUGAUGGACAUAUAUCUUUAAGUAAUCGAUUUUAUCGACUUCACAACGACGGGAUAAAAUAAUUUUAAUUUUUUCUGCUCCAAAUACAGGUUAACUUGCAUUCCGUUCUUUUUAUUUAUACAAAUAUUUUAUUAUUUUACAAAUUAUACAAAAAUGUAUGAAAUGAAAAUAAAUUGAUGACAUGUAACAGUC
Molecule: messenger RNA, 2742 nt
Organism: Amyelois transitella
Lineage: Eukaryota; Metazoa; Arthropoda; Insecta; Lepidoptera; Pyralidae
Product: glutaminyl-peptide cyclotransferase-like
Exons: 5
Coding region: 193-1215 (340 amino acids)
Molecular function (GO): glutaminyl-peptide cyclotransferase activity; zinc ion binding
Source: RefSeq, a predicted model, not a curated record